AUGUUUUUCAAGUCGACUCUCGUUCUGGCCAUGAUGGCCCUUGGCAACAUUGCCAUUGCUGCCCAGACCCCGGGCUGCCUUCUCGGCGUUAUUGGCAACACCGCCAACCCGGAUGACAUGCCAACUAUAUGUGGCUCUAAGGAUAUCCAAUCCUCCAUCUCGAAGCAGUGCGGAGAGAAGUCUGUGCAGUACUUUGCCAACAUGUGCGAUGCUGCUGGCUACAAGAUUGAGGAGUCUAGCACCACCGCCAGCUCCUCGACUUCCAUAACCGGCUUCGUCACUGCUAUGUCUACCGUGACUGGUUCCCCGGUCACUGCCACCUGCCACGCUGGCUGCACCAAGACUUCGACUGAGACUGCUAGUGCCAGCUCUGGUUCUGAUUCUAGUUCCGAUUCCGGUAGCGGCACUAGCAGCACUGAGACUAGCAGCGCAUCGAGCCCUUCCUCGACCUCCUUCAAUGGAGCUACGACUGUGAAGUUCUCGACCAGCUUGCUUGUUGCUGGAAUCUUUGUCGGUGCUGCCGCACUUCUGUGA
Messenger RNA from Penicillium taxi, 534 nucleotides. RefSeq names its product putative GPI anchored cell wall protein. The record is from RefSeq and is a predicted model, not a curated record. Bases 1 to 534 code for a protein of 177 amino acids. The transcript has 3 exons. NCBI's taxonomy places the organism in Eukaryota, Fungi, Ascomycota, Eurotiomycetes, Eurotiales, Aspergillaceae.